Messenger RNA from Nymphaea colorata (pocket water lily), 865 nucleotides. RefSeq names its product putative H/ACA ribonucleoprotein complex subunit 1-like protein 1. The transcript has 4 exons. NCBI's taxonomy places the organism in Eukaryota, Viridiplantae, Streptophyta, Magnoliopsida, Nymphaeales, Nymphaeaceae. Gene Ontology annotation, biological process: snoRNA guided rRNA pseudouridine synthesis; ribosome biogenesis. Bases 110 to 697 code for a protein of 195 amino acids. The record is from RefSeq and is a predicted model, not a curated record. Gene Ontology annotation, cellular component: box H/ACA snoRNP complex. Gene Ontology annotation, molecular function: box H/ACA snoRNA binding.
AACCCUAAAGAGGGAGGGAGAGAGAGACCGCUGUUUACCAUCCUCCUGUGCUCGCCUUUUUCUCAUUUUCUGCGGUUUCUGGAGUUUUUCUCCUCUAUCAACUGACAGUAUGAGGCCUCCUAUGAGAGGAGGAGGUGGCUUCGGAGGUCGUCGAGGUGGCUUUGGUGGCCGUGGCGCUCCUAGAGGCGGAGGCAGAUUUGGUGGCAGAGGAGGCGGUGGCGGAUACCGCGAUGAAGGCCCUCCUGAAGAAGUUGUGGAGGUUUCUUCGUUCCUUCAAGCGUGCGAAGGCGAUGCAGUCACGAAGCUCACAAACGAGAAAAUUCCUUAUUUUAAUGCCCCGAUUUAUCUUCAGAACAAGACACAAAUCGGAAAAGUAGACGAGAUUUUCGGUCCCAUCAACGAAGCCUAUUUUUCGAUUAAGAUGAUGGAGGGAAUUAUUGCGACUUCCUAUUCUGUGGGAGAUAAGUUCUACAUUGAUCCAGCAAAGUUGCUGCCUUUGCAGAGAUUUCUUCCCCAGCCAAAGGGACAGCCACAAGCAGGUGGCAGAGGCGGUGGCCGUGGAGGAAGAGGUGGCCCUCGUGGUGGGGGACGUGGAGGUGGAUUUCGUGGCAGGGGUGCUCCAAGGGGUGGCAGGGGUGGCUCUUUUAGAGGUGGUGGUGGACGGGGUUUUGGUGGAAGAGGCCGAGGGAGAUCAUAGAGGACUCGCCAUAAAACCUUGUUCCUCAAGCAUAGUUUUGCUGGUUUUGCGGUUGGUAGGACCUUUACAUGUAGACCUGAAAAAGAGCAAAUUGUUGAAUUCAAAGCAAGUUCAUUUCGUUUUCCCUGUACACUUUCUCAAGAGCUCAGGAAGAUUUGUUGGUCUUUA